Molecule: messenger RNA, 2238 nt
Organism: Labeo rohita (rohu)
Lineage: Eukaryota; Metazoa; Chordata; Actinopteri; Cypriniformes; Cyprinidae
Product: hemicentin-1-like
Exons: 5
Coding region: 129-1097 (322 amino acids)
Biological process (GO): cell-cell adhesion
Cellular component (GO): membrane
Molecular function (GO): integrin binding
Source: RefSeq, a predicted model, not a curated record
UUGAUUCAAUAUCAUGUGCUCAAGUCCAGCUAUUCAGUCACAGACCAUACAGUCAGAGAUACUGUCAUAAAGUUGGGACUUAUUUGCCACAUUUUCUGUUCAGUUGUUUUUCCCUGAGCUUAUUCAAUAUGCUUCAGCGUUUCUUUGGAUUUGUUUAUCUCUCUGCAGUUUCACAGCUUGUGACUCUCACAGGUACACAAGCUGAAUGUCCUGUUCAGCUCAGCCCAAAGAGUGUUGUUGUGGAGUACGGUGGUUCUGUUGCAGUUAACUGUACCGCUUCUGUCCCGCAUAAUGGGAUGGGAUGGGAAGCCAGUGAGGGAGGAGUGGACAGGACCAGAGACAGUGUGGUCACAUGGACAGUGUCAGAGCUGAGAGAAUGGGACAUACGGCCAUUCUGCUACAUAAACUUUAACAUAACCCAUGAUACACAGUGUGAAGAAGAGCUCCUAGUCACUGUUUACAAGACUCCAGACAGUGUGUCCAUCAGCAUUGUGAAUCACACUGGACCAAUGAUAGAAGGAGAGCAGUAUGAGCUCCAGUGUGAUGUUCAAGAUGUGGCUCCUGUUCAGAAUCUCACUGUCAAAUGGUACAAAGGACAAACUCUGGUGGACCAAACCACUUUCACUGACACCAGCAUAACUCCAGUGAAUGAAACCACCACACUCCUGAUCACUGCAGACAGAGCUGAUGAUGGAGCUCAAUACAGGUGUGAAGCAGAGCUGGAUCUGGGAGCAGAAGGACCUCAACCUCCUCCUACAGUCACAUCAAAACCUCUCAGUGCUGAAGUAUAUUAUAAACCAAAACACUCCAAUUCAGCAGAGACCAUCAUUAAAAACAACAAGGUCACCCUAGACUGUACAGUGAAGGCAAAGCCGGCUCCUACGUACACAUGGCGCUCAGAGCAUCUGAAAGAGAAGAUCAGCUCCUCAGUGCUCCCGUCCUCCAAACUCAGUCCAGGAAAAUACACAUGCACUGCCACAAACUCUGUGGGAAGUGACGGCAAAGUGUUCAUCAUCAAAUCUACAGGUUGUCGUCCCACAUUCUGGACUGCUCUUAUUUUCUUCCAGUUGCUGGUUGCAUUCUUAAUUGUCAUUUAACUCUCCUAAGCUUUUUGCUUUUCGGAAGUGGUCACACCCUGACAUUUUUUUGGGGUUUGUAUCUAAUGAAAUGUUAUGACGCUAACAUCUCCGGAGUAGUAACAGUUUAAUGGUAAAUUUUUUAGACCUUAUUUGCUCCUCCCAAACCGUUGUGAAAUGUGAAAAAAAAGAUACCAUUAUAUGCCAAAACAAAGGAAUGUCUGAAUAUUAAGAUCUGAAUAUUAUUGAGCCACUUUGGGGUGUUUUGGAGGAGUGAGUCAGGAAACGUUUUCCUACACCAGCAUCACGUAGUGACCUGGCCACUGUUCUGAAAGAGGAGAAUGGCUCAAAAUCCCUCUAGCUACUGUGCAGGACUUGCAUUUGUCAUUCCCAAGACAAAAUGAUGCUGUACUGGUCACAAAAGGAGGCCCAACACCAUACUAAUUGUGAUCUAAAACCAGGUGUUUGAGUUUCAUUGUCCAGCCCCAUGUAUAUAGGCAACUUCUUAGGAGAUUUCCAGAACUCAUAGCAUCACAAGACAUUGGAAUCAACCUGCUGUCUAUAAAGGACUGAAGUGCGAUGAUGAGAUCAGACACUGAUUCUCUGCAACAGCCUCUCUGGUGCCAGAUGACCUGCCAUUAAUGCCUUCUACCAACACAGCUGGCAAAUUAUUUGCUUUUGUUUUUAUUUCUGUUUUAUACUUGUAUGUAAAGUAUUAUUAUACUAUAGACCAGUGGUUCUCAACCUUUUUUGGGCCAGUGCCCCCCUAGCCAUUAUCCAGGUCCCUCAACGCCCCCAUCAAAUAAAACAUAGUCUAAUAGUCCUCACUGAAUAUUAAAGUUGAUUGUUAUGAUUUUGUGUGACUAUUGGUAUAUUUACAGUAAUUUAUGUAUGGGGUCAUUGUGAUUUUUAAAGAAAUUACUUCAAUUCAAGGAUGCAUUGAAUUGCUAAAAAACAAAAAAAAAAAAAAAAAAAAAAAAAAAAACAGUAAAGUACUUGUGUACAGUAAUUUAUUUUAAAAUAAGUGUAAUAACAUUCAUUGACAGAGUUUUUAAGCAUGUUGGUGAUUAUCAUUUCUACAGCUUCAGUGUUGUUGCGAUGCUGACAUACCUUGUUGCCCUAAAUUUAAAAUGACUAAAUAAAAAUUUUUGUUUAGAACAUA